UUGGUGCAUGUCGUAUCGGAUAAGUGUUUGGAAAUGAGUCAUGAUGGAUCAAAACUCAUGGUUCGUACGUGUGAUGUAAAUAAUACAUAUCAACAGUGGAUAUUCCAGGAUUAUAAUGAAGAAAAAGCGAAAGAAUUCGGUCUAUUAUAA
Anisakis simplex (herring worm) is the source of this 150-nucleotide messenger RNA. The record is from the annotation of a GenBank genome assembly. NCBI's taxonomy places the organism in Eukaryota, Metazoa, Nematoda, Chromadorea, Rhabditida, Anisakidae.